This is a messenger RNA of Australozyma saopauloensis, 966 nucleotides long. RefSeq names its product Slp2p (gene SLP2). Gene Ontology annotation, cellular component: mitochondrion; membrane. The transcript has a single exon. The record is from RefSeq and is a predicted model, not a curated record. Gene Ontology annotation, biological process: mitochondrion organization. The coding region runs from base 1 to 966 and encodes 321 amino acids. Lineage: Eukaryota; Fungi; Ascomycota; Pichiomycetes; Serinales; Metschnikowiaceae.
AUGCUCACACUAGCCAAGCCCCGUGUCGGACAGGUUCUUGCCAAAAGAUACUCUUCGCUCAACUUCGGCCGUCUGGCGCCAGGAGCCAUGAACUUCUUUCAGAAAGAACGCUUGCCAGCAAACACCAUCAUCAAGUUUGUUCCUCAACAAACGGCAUACGUGGUUGAGAGAAUGGGAAAGUUCCAUUCUAUCUUGAAACCCGGAAUUGCCAUUUUGCUCCCUGUUCUUGACAAGAUCACGUAUGUUCAGUCCUUGAAGGAAAACGCUAUUGAGAUCCCCUCUCAGAAUGCAAUCACCGCCGACAACGUUUCUUUGGAGCUUGACGGUAUACUUUACGUCAAGGUGCAUGAUCCUUAUAAGGCUUCGUAUGGUGUGGAGGACUUCAAGUUUGCCAUCAGUCAAUUGGCACAGACGACCAUGAGAUCGGAGAUUGGUUCCAUGACUUUGGACUCGGUGUUGAAGGAGAGACAGCUCUUGAACACCAACAUCAACCGUAUCAUCAACGAUGCAGCCCAGGAACAUUGGGGUGUCGAAUGUUUGCGUUAUGAGAUCAGAGACAUCCACCCACCACAAAACGUCUUGGAGGCCAUGCACAGACAAGUCAGCGCAGAGAGAUCGAAGCGUGCCGAGAUCUUGGAAUCAGAGGGUGUUCGCCAAUCCAAGAUCAAUAUUGCGGAGGGUGAGAAGCAGUCAUUGAUUUUGAAGGCAGAGGCAACAGCAAUGAGUAUUGAGAAGAUUGCCAAUUCAAUUUCGAAAACCCCUGGAGGAAAGGAUGCCAUCAACCUUCAGAUCGCUCAAGAAUACAUCAAGGAGUUUGGAAAUAUUGCCAAGGAAACCAACACCAUUGUGCUUCCGUCCAACUUGGGCGACAUGAGCAGCAUGAUGGCCGCUGGUAUGGGUAUUUUCAAGUCAAUGAACAACAGCAAGUCUGCUACUGAAGCUUCUGUGGAUGCCGAGAAGAAGUAA